Messenger RNA from Eruca vesicaria subsp. sativa (arugula), 1696 nucleotides. NCBI's taxonomy places the organism in Eukaryota, Viridiplantae, Streptophyta, Magnoliopsida, Brassicales, Brassicaceae. The record is from the annotation of a GenBank genome assembly.
CCCAGAUCAAUCACAUCCAUUGUUCCUUCUUUUUGACACACGAGAAAGGAAAAAAAAAAAUGGCUUCUCAUACCGUUUCUAAAAAAUGCGAACAAAAACCACAUGUUGUUUGCGUGCCUUUUCCUGCUCAAGGCCAUAUCGACCCGAUGCUGAAAGUAGCUAAACUUCUCCACAACAAAGACUUUCACGUCACCUUUGUCAACAACGUCUACAAUCACAACCGUCUACUCCGGUCACGUGGACCAGACGAGCUGGACCGGAUUUCUACGUUCCGGUUCGAGUCUAUCCCUGAUGGUUUACUAGAGACUGAUGGGGAUAGGAUGCAGGACGUCCCUUCCCUUUGUGAGUCUACCGUGAAGAACUGUCUAGCUCCAUUUAAGGAACUUCUUCAGCAGAUCAACGCACGAGAUGAUGUUUCUCCAGUGAGCUGUAUUGUAUCAGACGGUGUUAUGAUUUUCACUCUUGACGCUGCGGGAGAGCUCGGUGUCCCGUGUGUUCUUUUUUGGACCACAAGUGCUUGUGGCUUCCUGGCCUAUAUGUACUUUCACAGAUUCAUCGAAAAGGACUUAUGUCCAUUAAAAGAUGAGAGUUACUUAAACACACAAAUAGACUGGAUUCCAUCGAUGAAAAACCUAAAACUAAAAGACAUCCCAAGCUUCAUCCAUGCGACUAGUCGUGACGACAUCAUGCUCAAUUUUUUUCUCCAUGAGACUAGCCAACUCAAACGUGCUACUGCUAUCAUUGUCAACACGUUUGAUGAUCUUGAGCAUGACACCAUACAAUCUUUGCAGUCUAUUUUACCUCCGGUGUUGUACCCUAUUGGACCGCUCCAUCUACUAGUGAAUCGAACUAUCGAUGAGGAUAGCGAGAUAGGACAGAUGGGAUCGAGUCUAUGGAAAGAGGAGACGGAGUGUCUAGACUGGCUCGAUACCAAGUCUCAAAACAGCGUAGUUUACGUUAACUUUGGUAGCAUAACAGUGAUGAGCGCAAAACAACUCGUAGAGUUCGCUUGGGGUUUGGCGGCAACAAGAAAAGAGUUUUUGUGGGUGAUCAGGCCGGAUGUACUAAACGGUGAUGUGCCGAUGCUUCCGACAGAGUUUUUAACCGAGACGGAUGGUCGGAGGAUGCUAGCGACUUGGUGUCCACAAGGGAAAGUUCUUUCUCAUCCGGUGGUGGGAGGGUUCUUAACGCACUGUGGAUGGAACUCGACUAUAGAGAGUCUUUGUGGUGGAGUUCCUAUGGUGUGUUGGCCAUUCUUUGCAGAACAGCCAACGAAUUGUAAGUUUUGUUGUGACGAGUGGGGAGUGGGGAUGGAGAUCGGUGGAGAUGUGAAGAGGGAGGAGGUUCACGCGGUGAUAAGAGAGCUAAUGGAUGGAGAGAAAGGAAAUAAAAUGAGAGACAACGCGGAAAAGUGGCGGCGUUUGGCAGAGGAAGCUGUGGAGCAUCCUUCUAGUUCGUCGGAGUUAAAUUUUCAAGUGGUUGUUAACAAGGUUUUCUUAAGACAGUAGAAAGGAAAGGGAUACUAUUUUAAAGUUAAACAUAAGAUAAUAACAAUAAGAGCACUUUCAUUCGUCUGUGAGGUUCUUCAUUUAUUGGAAGUGCUCUAAGUGAUAUAGUAUUUAGGAUUUUUAGUAAUUUAAACCCUCAACUAAAGAUUAAUCGUAAAACAAACCCUCAACUAAAAAUCUUGUCAAAU